Podarcis muralis (Common wall lizard) is the source of this 2008-nucleotide messenger RNA. RefSeq names its product Rab geranylgeranyltransferase subunit alpha (gene RABGGTA). Gene Ontology annotation, cellular component: cytoplasm; Rab-protein geranylgeranyltransferase complex. Gene Ontology annotation, biological process: protein geranylgeranylation. The record is from RefSeq and is a predicted model, not a curated record. Gene Ontology annotation, molecular function: Rab geranylgeranyltransferase activity; zinc ion binding; protein binding. NCBI's taxonomy places the organism in Eukaryota, Metazoa, Chordata, Lepidosauria, Squamata, Lacertidae.
CCCCCGCCCUCCUCGCUCCGCCCCAGUUGGACUCGCCCUCUGGUGCCGAGCCUUGCUUUGCUGUGUCGCUGCGGACGAGACCACGCGGCCCGGGACGCUUCCAUAUCCACCCCUCUCCUCCGUGCCGGGAUACAUAAUUAACUCCUAAUUUUGCCUGCUGGAGUCAUUUUUGCUGUGCAGUCAACAUGCACGGCAGGCUGAAGGUUAAAACGACAGAGGAGCAGGCGGAAGCCAAGCGCAUUGAGCGGGAGAAGAAGCUGCGCCAGUAUGUGACGGCCACAAAAGCCAUCUUUGAGAAGAGGAAAUUGGGGCAGCUGGACAAGGAAGCCUUGGAGUUGACCAGCCAGAUCCUGGGCGCCAACCCAGACUUUGCCACCCUCUGGAACUUCCGCCGGGAGAUCUUCCUUCACCUGCAGGACGAGACCCCAGAGGAGAUGCAAGCCCUCUGUAAGGCAGAGCUGUCCUUCCUGGAGUCUUGCCUGCGUGUCAACCCCAAAUCCUAUGGGACGUGGCGCCACCGCUGCUGGGUGAUGGAGCACAUUCCGGAGCCGGAUUGGGCCCGCGAGCUGGAGCUGUGCAGCAAGUUCCUGGAGAGCGACGAACGCAACUUUCACUGCUGGGACUACCGGCGCUUCGUGGUGCGGCAGUCUCAGGUCGCCCCCCAGGACGAGUUGGCGUUCAGCGACAGCCUCAUCACCCGGAACUUCUCCAACUACUCCUCCUGGCACUAUCGCAGCCACCUCCUCCCGCAGCUUUACCCCGAUGCCCAACAGCAAGGCCGGAUCACAGAGGAAAUCCUGCUGAAAGAGCUGGAGCUGGUGCAGAACGCCUUCUUCACCGAUCCAAACGACCAGAGCGCCUGGUUCUACCACCGCUGGCUCCUGGGCAGAGCUGACCCAGAACCGACAAUUCGCUGUGUCUACGUCAGCCGAGAGGACACCUCCUUAGCAGUUGCCUUCUCCCACCCCGUGGCAGUGGCACCGGCGUCUCACGACCUGAUUGUGUUUGGAGAUGAAUCGCCACUUGUCGUACGUUGGCGCACCCCUGAUAGGAGGAACAGGCCUGGGUUUAUGUGGCUCUGCGAAUUGCCAGCUUCCGCCCUGAAUGACCACUGGCCGCAGCACACCUUCCGGGUCUUAUGGGCGGAGGGCCAGUCCCAGAAGGAGUGUGUCCUUUUUAAAGGACACAGGGAUUGCUGGAGCCAAGAUUCAGUCACUGAAGAACAAGUUUUCAGGUGUGAGCUGUCCAUCGAGAAGUCCACAGUACUGCAGUCCGAACUUGAAUCCUGCAAGGAAUUGCAGGCCUUGGAACCGGAGAACAAGUGGUGCCUGUUGACCAUCAUCCUCCUCAUGAGGGCCUUAGACCCCUUGGUUUAUGAGCACGAGACCCUCAGUUACUUUACAACCCUGAAGGCAGCUGACCCCAUGCGCUCGGCCUACCUAGAUGACCUCCGCAGCAAAUUCCUGAUUGAAAACAGCAUCCUCAAGAUGGAAUACGCCGAGUCCCGCGUCGUGGACUUGUCCCAGAGGGGCCUCACCAUUCUGUGCCACCUGGAGCACCUGCUUCUGGUCACUCACAUGAACAUCUCCGACAACCUCCUCCGCUGCUUGCCCCCCACACUGGCCAUGAUGCGCUGCCUUGAGGUGCUGGAGGCUGACGACAACCAGAUUGAGACCCUGGAAGACCUGCCCCCUCUCCCUCGCUUGGAGGAGCUCUCCCUCUGCAACAACCGCAUCCAGCAGCCUUCCAGCCUCCGCACCCUCGCCUCCUUCCCCAAACUCGCCCACCUCAACCUGCAAGGCAACCCUCUCUGCCAACUCCCCGGCGUCCAGUCGGAGCUCGCCGCCUUGCUGCCAAAUGUGGGGACCAUCCUGACCUGAUGGGUUUUGCAGGAGACCCUACUCGACACACGCACACACACCCACAGUCCUCCCCCCCACACACACACACUCACCCCCUUUUAAUUUAUUGGCAUGAGGAAACGAUGAAAUAAAAAAAGGUAAUUGUU